UGACGCUAAUUCCAUAUCUUUUCAAGUUUUGUUUGUAGUUUUAAUGCUCAAAUGGAGUUCCCUUGCAUGUAGCUAGAUCUAGAUAUCCGAGGUGUGGAUUUUUCAUUUGGAGCUCAAUUUACCUCAAACUUUUGGAUGAGGUUAAGUUAUUUAAGUAGGAGAAUAAUAUUAUCUAAUCAUUUGGACUCAUUUUUUAUGUUUUAGACUCAUUUCGUUACCACUUUCAACCCCUUGUCAACUUAUGUGUGUGUCUAUUAUUUUUUUAGUGUAGGGGUUUAUUUGUAAUAAGAGUCUUUUGUAAAUAUAGUGAUUGAGGCUCAUCCCAAUAGAAUUUUUCUGGACAACAUGAAAAAUUUUAAAGACUUAUCUAGUAGGGGAGAUAGGACCCAAAACUAGCUAGGCUCCUCUAAUGGAAUGGUGCAACCAACAUUCAAUACUAUACUAUUUCUAUUUAAUUAAUCCAAAUGGCGCAGCCGCCGGCUCUUCCUAAAUUUAUGGAUAAUUUGUUCGUUUGGAUUUGCUUUGGUCUAUUUAUUCCCAAAGUUACAAAAUCUGAUAUCUUUAUUAUUUGAAAUUUCAGGUUGUGGAGAGAUUCCGGGCACUACCCACACAAACUCUUCGUGAAUAUUCCAGAUUUACCGAUUUAUACAAGGAUCUUAGUGUCCUAGAGCAUGUACUUGAGGGAAGCGAGAAACCAAGUAAACUGCCAUAUCCACUUUUUCAGUUCAUCACCGAGAACUUUUCUGAUGACCGAAGGAUUGGUCAUAAUGAACUCGGAGAAUAUUUCAAGGGCGUCAUGCAGGUCGUUGCGGUGACAAAGGUUCAUGGGAGCCUCAAUAUUAGUGAUGUGAUAUUUCAUCACCAGAUUGGAAAGAUGAUGACGGCUAAGCACCCAAAUAUAAUACGGUUUCUAGGCUACUGUUCUGAUGUAGCAGAACAAGAGUUAGUAAUGGAUGGGGAAGUUACCACUGCUGAGAAAUGGGAAAGAUUGCUCUGUUUCGAGUAUUUAAGCAACGGAAACCUUAGCAAACAUAUAUCUGAUGAGUUAAGUGGACUUGAAUGGCAUACUCGUUAUCAGAUAAUUAAAGGAAUCUGUGAGGGUUUAUCUUAUCUUCACAAGGAGAAGUUUAUUGUUCACAUGGACCUCAAACCUGCUAGUAUCCUACUAGAUGAUGACAUGGUUCCAAAGAUUACAGAUUUUGGUAUAUCAGAAAUCUUCCGGUUUCAAGGAAUUAUCACUCUAAUUUCCCAGCCCACAGGUGGAAACAUAACACUGCAAAGUGAAUAUUCUGCUCCAGAAAUAAACUUUGGUGGUUCUAUAACGUCACGUAAAGUAGACAUUUAUAGUCUGGGUGUCAUAAUCAUAGAGUUGGUGACUGGAAGUAAGAAGAAGCCUAGUAUUGCUAAUCAGGUACUUAGAAGAUGGGAACAGCGGUGGAACGGAUCAUCAAAGUGUACACCAUUGAGGCACCAAGUGAUUAGAUGCCUGGAAUUGGCAGAAAGCUGCUUGAACAAAGAUCCGAACAGAAGACCUUUUGCAUGGGAUAUAAUCCAUGAGCUCAACAAAAUGGUUAACGAAGCCAAUGCAUAUAGAUGAUUAGGGUAUCUUAUCACAUCAACAUCCGCGAGACAAUUUGAUAGGUGGGGAUUAUGAUGUUGUGUAAUCCGUCUUCUCUCGCAAAUAAACCCUUGCUUGGAGAACAUAUUUCAAAUUACAUUUUUAUAGCUUCCGAUAAGAAAUUUACAUUUUCUAAUUUGGCAAAUGUGUUUCUAGUGUUUUGUGCUAUUCCUAAUCACUAGCAGAACUGGAUAUAAUAAAUUGAGAUGUGCACCAUUAUAUGAUUCUGAUCUACAAGCACAUCUGCACAUAUAUGUAACCAGAAUGAUACAUCAUGUUUUCACCCUCAA
Messenger RNA from Panicum virgatum (switchgrass), 1908 nucleotides. RefSeq names its product cysteine-rich receptor-like protein kinase 5. Gene Ontology annotation, molecular function: protein kinase activity; ATP binding. Bases 797 to 1597 code for a protein of 266 amino acids. The transcript has 6 exons. Gene Ontology annotation, biological process: protein phosphorylation. The record is from RefSeq and is a predicted model, not a curated record. Lineage: Eukaryota; Viridiplantae; Streptophyta; Magnoliopsida; Poales; Poaceae.